Molecule: messenger RNA, 5840 nt
Organism: Rhineura floridana
Lineage: Eukaryota; Metazoa; Chordata; Lepidosauria; Squamata; Rhineuridae
Gene: OSBPL10
Product: oxysterol binding protein like 10
Exons: 12
Coding region: 534-2885 (783 amino acids)
Cellular component (GO): cytosol; membrane; intracellular membrane-bounded organelle
Molecular function (GO): cholesterol binding
Source: RefSeq, a predicted model, not a curated record
ACUCUUGCGUGUCUUCCGACCGCGCCCCGGGAAGCUAUCCUAAGUAUGGAACCUCUGUGCGUAGUUAUUCCGGAUUAACUACCUCUGAAGAACUCGCACAAUUAGCACGGCGUGGUCGUGUGUGUGUAGGCGGGCUAAGCUUUGGCCAGCCCCUCCCUCGUGUCGCUGGAGGAGUUUUAUCUUCUCCUCGCAUCGCCCAUCUGGGUGGGAGUCUCCUGUCUCCACCUCGUUGGGGAAAGCGAGCGUUGAGGCAGAGAUUCAUGGCUGGCACUGGAUUGAGAGGCCGGGCUUGAGGGAACAACGGGGACGGGGCGGAUCUCUCCAGCACCGGACACAAAGCGUCGGCGCCGCCUCCGCUCCCACCGCCCGUUUUCGCAGCCCGUGAGAAGGAGAAGGCAGCCGCGGGUCGCGCCCGGCCCUGCCCGUCUUCCCUCCUAGCGUAUGAGUCAGGUAUUUCCCAGCUUGCCAGCGGCAGCGGUAACUCUCUGUGGCCGAGGCCGGAGCAGCUGCCUCAGACUCUCCCUGCGAACUCCAUGGAGAAGACAGCGGCGACGGCGCAGAGCGGCGUGGACGUCGUAGCCGCUCCAGCAAACAGCGGCGGCGGCGGCAGUAACAGCAGCAGCCGGAGUAGCAGCCGCCCCACCUCGGCAGGCUCUUCUCCUUGCUCCUCCGCCAUUCGGGGGCUCCCGGGUUGGCAAGGAGCGGCGGCGGCACCAACUGGGAGGCCGGAUAGAGGUGGCGGGAGCAGCAGCAGCCCCAGUUCAGCGGCGGCCAGUCCGGGAGGGAGCACUGGCGGCACUGGCGGGGGGCUGGCGGCAGGCAGGAAGACGGAGACGGUGCUCGAGGGCUCCUUGAGCAAAUACACCAACCUCAUCCAAGGCUGGCAAAGCAGGUACUUCAUACUGGAUUUUGAGACUGGAAUUCUACAAUAUUUUGUGAAUGAACAAAGUAAAAAUCAGAAGCCACGAGGGUUGUUAUCGUUAGCUGGGGCUGUAGUUUCUCUCAGUGAUGAAGCUCCAAACAUGUUGGUGGUAUACUCUGCUAAUGGAGAAAUGUAUAAACUGAGAGCUGGUGAUACAAAGGAGAGGCAGUACUGGGUGGCUCAGCUCCGAUCCUGUGCCAAGUACCAUACGGAAAAUAAUUUGAAGAGUACUCCGACCUCACGAAUGAAAAGUUUAUCUUUGUUGCCUCAUGGAGCAGCCAAUUCUACAUCUUUGAGUUCUCAGAAAAGCCUGAAUCAGAGUGGGCCACCGGUUGUCACCAUUACACACCACAAGUCACCUGCAGCAGCCCGGAGAGCCAAGAACCAGUGUCCUGGCCAGCUUCAUGAAGUCAGAGAGAUCAUGAACCAGGUGGAGGGACAACAGAAGAGCCUUGUGCAAGCCAUUGAAUCUCUCCCAGGUUCUGGUCCUCUUUCUGCCUUGGAUCAAGACCUGCUUCUUUUAAAAGCUACCUCUGCUGCCACCCUCAGCUGCCUUGGAGAAUGCCUGCAUAUGCUACAACAGAGCAUAAACCAAGUGAACCAACACUGUAACAAGACAUUGUCUUCAGAAAACAUUCUAGGAUGGCAAGGGCCAAAGUCACAUUCCACAGAACAACUGAAAAAUGGUGCCGUAAGUUCCUUGACAGCUGCUAGCUCCAAUCUAACAUGGCCAGUAGUCCCAACUAUGACACAAGAUGGACAAACCCUGUCAUCUCUAUUGUGUUCAACUCGUGAAUUGAUCCUGGUUGAAGAUGAGGCGACAGAUAAUGAAGAUAAUGCAGAGGAUGAUUUAGGAGUAAUGGAAGAUCAGCGUAGUAUAAUUCUUCACCUCAUUUCACAACUCAAACUUGGAAUGGACCUAACCAGGGUAGUCCUUCCAACCUUUAUUUUGGAGAAGAGGUCCCUGCUGGAGAUGUAUGCCAACUUCUUGGCCCAUCCAGACCUGUUUUUGACUGUUUCAUCUGGAACCACUCCUGAAGAAAGAAUAAUUUACUUUGUGGAGUAUUACUUAACAGCCUUUCACGAAGGCCGAAAAGGAGCUGUUGCCAAGAAGCCCUAUAACCCAAUUAUUGGAGAAACUUUUCAUUGCUCUUGGGAUGUGCCAAAAGACAAAGUGAAGCAGUUGAGAACUAACUGUGCCUCUCCGGGUCUCAAGGGCCAGGCAUCAUUUGAAUGCUAUAAGCUGAGGUUUGUAGCAGAACAAGUAUCCCAUCACCCACCAAUAUCUUGCUUUUACUGUGAGUGCAAGGAGAAGAAGAUGUGUGCAAAUGUUCAUGUAUGGACCAAAAGCAAGUUCAUGGGAAUGUCUAUAGGUGUUUCUAUGGUAGGUGAAGGCAUUCUUUAUUUAUUGGAACAUGAGGAGGAAUAUGUGUUCACACUACCUUGUGCCUAUGCGCGCUCUAUACUUACCAUUCCUUGGGUGGAGCUUGGAGGUAAAGUCAACAUUCACUGUGCCAAGAGCGGCUACUCUGCUACUGUCACAUUCCACACCAAGCCUUUCUAUGGGGGAAAAGUACACAGGGUUACAGCAGAGGUGAAGCAUAAUCCCACCAAUACCAUAGUGUGCAAGGCACAAGGGGAGUGGAAUGGCACGCUGGAGUUUACGUAUAGCAAUGGAGAAACCAAAGUAAUUGACACCACCAAGCUACCCAUAAUUCGCAAGAAGAUCAGACCAGUAGCAAAACAAGGUCCGUUUGAAUCAAGGCAUCUUUGGCAGCAUGUUACCAAUGCCCUGAAAGAAGGCAACAUCACGGUAGCAACAGACCAUAAGCAAAUCCUUGAGGAGAGGCAGCGAGUAGAGGAGAGGCAGCGAGCAACUAGCAAUACACCCUGGAAGCCAAAGUAUUUUAUCAAAGAGGGUGAUGGAUGGAUAUACUUUGAUCCCCUCUGGAAAGCUCAUUGAUAAGCUCACCUGGACUCAGAAGCAGCCCAUUUUCUAAAGGCAUUAAAAAGAUGCACUUUUUAAAUUUCAGGUGUGAUCAAGUCUUGCUACAAAAGCUGCAUACUGUGAAUGAUGCAGCUUGAAACAAUUAAAAGUUCAAGUUUAUUGAAGAGCCAUUUUGUGCGCAUAUUAGACGUGCACACUUAAUGUGUACUGAUAUAUAGAAUCCUAUUAUAUAACCACCACACACACACACACACACACACAAUGGACAAUGGUUAAAGGUUUGACCUUUGUGCACUGAAGUCCAUGUCCAUCACAGUGCUUACAGGAUCAGCCUUCAUCUUGGUAAUUAACGCUUUUAUUAUUAUUCAUUGAGGUUUUCUAUUUUUCACAUUGCCAAAAAGUUUUGCACUUAAAGCCACUUGACACUGACAGCAGUUUCUUGGUCAAGCCUGUGACUUAAAUAGCUUGCUUUAUUUGACACAAAAAUAUUUUCUUUGUGUAUCCAUGUAUUAGCAUGUUUCUGUCUUUGUGACUCGUUCUCAAGCAUUCUUUCCUGGCAUCUUGUAGUAAGACAGGAAUACCUAAGCAGACUUGCUCAUCUGUUGUCCUCACCUUUCUAACUCCUUGUUUUAUGUGCCCAUUUGUCAUUCUUUCUUUUGCCUUUUUUGAGACUUUGGGCCUCUUGGCAAGUCACUUGCCUGUGGAUGCACCAGAGACUUCUGUGAUAACAUGCUUUAUAGGCUAUUAAUUGUUUCAAGUUUGAGGUAGUUCUGUCUGUAUGCUAUUAUUCUAGCUAUAUUAAUUGCUUUGAUACUUUCCUGUAUAGGGGAAGUAUAUGUCUAGCCUCUGAAGACAAUAUCAGUUUUAGAAAAUUAAUAUAGAUGCUGAGAUUGUAUUUCUUGGCAAAAGUAAGGGCUUUAGAAAGUGUGGGGGAAAGAAUCCUGCACCAUAACUUUUGUAGUAUAAAAGAGGCAAGCUGAAGUGUUAAGUGACACUGUAGGUAGUUGGAGAACUUAUCCUUUCUGCUAUUAAGUUCAUUUUUGUAGCAAACUUAUGGGGCCUAACUGGUUCUGAAUACGGCUUAUCAGAUGUUAGGAGGAUAGAAUAGGGGAGUAAAUCCACCACCACCCAUUUCCCAUCACCUGUUUAAUGGUCUUUACAGUAGCCCUAGAAGUUGGAUCAGGCAGGGAAAUUGUGGGCACAUCAGUUUCUUGCUAGAGAUGGCUGGAAAAACAUUGGUUCUAUCAAGGUGAUGGAGAUCCAUGUGUAUUCCUAAGCUGCUAAUGGUUCAACAGGUCAACAUUUGUUUGAUUUGCAAUUACUUUAUGGCUCUCAUGUAUUUUUAACAUAUGUUGUGCCAUUCAUACCCAUGAAUCCUAUUGGGAGGGAACUGCAAAAUCUGUUGCAAAUGGUCACAUGAAUCUACCAUGAGACCACACCUUUAAUAAGUGAAAGAGGACUAAAUUCUAGUUGUGCUUUAGUUGUAGCUGUACUUUCCCUCAUAUAUUCUAAUGGUAAAAUAGGUUUGAUUUAAAUUAAUGCACCAGUGUCUAAUGUUCUCUGCUGAGUCCGUUAAAUCAGAUUGACAGUGCCCCUUUGUUGUUCUAUGUUUUAGUUAUGAAUGCUGAUUUUUACAUUGUAUUAGUUUGUGCCAUGUCUGCUUUAAUUCACUACUCACAAUUUAUAUAUUAAAAAAGGAAAGAUAUAUACUAGUUCGCUUUUAAAUAUUUUUUUCAGCAGAAAUCGAAGUUGGCAGUCCUAACUAUACACAUGUAUCUAUUUAAAGCAAUGUAUUACAGCUUUGCAUUAUCCUGGCUUUUAACUUUUAGAUUUAAAGAGCAUCAACACUCACCUGAAUACCUAAAAAUCAAGCUCAGCUUUUGACCCUGCUUAUUGUAUACUUGCCUCAGCAUAUGAAAGCCAUUGUAUUUAUAAAAGCAAAAUUUUCUUACAUGCGUUUAAACCUGAUUUUAAAAGAAAAAACUGAACAUCCUCAACGUAAUGUAUAGAAAUCUUGUUUUAAAAGGAAAGGUUUUAUAGAUAAUGAUUUUUGUUGUCAAAUCUUAAGUAUGAAUGGUCUCUAGUUGCAGUAGAACCUGAUUUGCACUGCUUGUAUAAACUCUUGUUUUAAAGAGAUUAGCUGUUUAAGUCAUUGGUAAACCGCAAGUUAACAAAUCCUUUCAAAGUUUCCUGAAAUCAGAAGAUAUCACUUCUCAGUACUUUAUUUUGCUCAUUCACCAAAGAACUUGUUACUUCCUUAGAUUACAUUAUUAAUGUUAAUUUAAAUGUCUGGGUUGUAUUUUCCUUUGCUGAUUUGAAAAUGGUUAUCAGUGCUAUAGGAUAUAGCUAUGUUUGAAAUAACACUUUAUAAUUCUGGUGUGUCUGAAUCUUUUCCAUACAGUCACUUCACACUACAUGAUAAAAACACCUUUUUAUGUUCUGGUAAAUAUCUUACUUUCCUCAUGUUGUCAGUUAAACACCUGCUGCCACUAUUGAAAUCUGCCAGAAUUUAUUUUCCAAGACCAAGAGAGAGAGGCUCAUAUUUGGAUAAUAUUAAUCAACAAAAGAUUCCAAACAGGAAGCCAGGCGAACUUCCCCUUCCUUUCCAGUUUUAUGUACUGCUCCGUGUAUUUCACAAUUAUGAGAGUUUGUUUUGGAACAUGAAAAAGCAACAUGCCUUAUUUGUAAGUCAUUUCAUGUUUGUCUUGCAUCUGCAAUGGAAUACUUCCUUUCAGUGUAGAUGCUGUACACUUUGAAUUGUAAUUUAAAUUUUGAUGUACUUACAGUUAACCUUUGUGCACAGCUGUAGGAUCUAUGCAAACUUUUCUUAAAUAGAACUGUUCACAAACAAGUUUAUACUUAUUUGUUUAAGAUCCAAUUUUCUGGCAGUCACUUUUGAUUAGCCUUCCUUUCAUAAUUUUGUGAAUGAAAAUCAAACUGAAAACACUCAAUAAAUUUUAUUUGAAUAUG